CGAGGGAGGGCGGGUAUAUAAAUGAAGGCCAGUGGGCAUUCACAAUCCCACGGUCUCUAAGUGCUUCAUCACCAGCUGCCUUCAACCCACAGCGAGCCUGCAGCCAUGACGUUCAACGGAACCUGGAAGGUCGACCGCAACGAUAACUAUGACAAGUUCAUGACGGAAAUGGGUGUUAAUAUCGUGAAGAGAAAGCUGGCAGAGCACGACAACCUGCAGGUUACCAUCGAGCAGAGCGGAGACAAGUUUCACAUCAAAGAGUCCAGCACCUUCCGCACGAAAGACAUCGACUUCACGCUGGGCGUCCCGUUCGACUACAGCCUGGCCGACGGCACCGAAGUUACAGGUACGUGGGUGAUGGAGGGUGACAUGCUGAAAGGAAAAUUCACCAGAAAAGACAACAACAAGGUCCUGACCACCAGCAGAGCUCUGGUGGGAGGAGAGCUCGUACAGAGUUAUAACUACGAGGGAGUGGAUGCUAAGAGGACUUUCAAGAAGCAGUAACCUGGAGUCUGAAGUUCAUAUUUUAUUUUUAUAUAGAUGACACAAUGUAGAUCUGUUUUUUUUUCUUCUAACAAUUAAAAGUGGACAUCAUAUACCUCAAAAAUGUUGACAUUUUCCAGAGUUUGAAUAGUUGCAUUGCACAGGUAAAUUAUCAGUAUAAAAAUGUCCUGGAAAAUAAGUUCUUGGUGUAGUAGGGUGACACCUAAAGGACAUUAUAAUGGGAAAACAACACAAGAAGCCAAUAGGAAGAGAAAAAGGGAGAACAUCUAUCACCAUGUCAGUCCAAUGUGCCUUAGACAGGAACUUAACAACCAGUAUCCCAGAAAUGGCCACACACUCUGGUGGUAUCCAGCCAUGCAGACAGUUUGUUUCAAAGAUUGAUAUUGCUACCUGACUACUGAAGUGGAAGAUGGAAUUUUGUUUUGGUUUCUCCCAGCAUUGAAAAAUACAAUUUAAAAAGGUUUGACUGCAAUUUGUCUUUUUGGAAACAAAGUCCAAGUGACUCAUGAUACUCCAGGAACAUACUGUCAACAGUUUGAAAGCUGUUCAUGGAUUAUGGUUUAUGGUUAUGGUUCCAAUGUAACAGGAGCAUUGUUUCUGGAAAUACAAGUGACUGUUGAAUUGUUUUAACCCUUUAUCAGGCAAAGAACUAUAUUUGGUAACUUCAGGUAUUCUUUUGAGAAAAAAAUUACAAAUUUACUAGAUUAAAGUGGCAAAUCUACAAGAAAAAAAGUUGCAGAUUUAAGAGAUUUAAAGUGGCAAAUCUGCUCGAAAAAAGUAGCAGAUUUACAAGAGAAAAGUGGGAAAAAACAACUUUUUUUCUCACAGAUUUACCACUUUAAAUCUCAUAAAUCUAUGCAUUUAUUUCUCGUAGAUUUGCCACUUUAAUCUCGUAAACCUUUUUUCUCAAAAUAUUAUUUUGUAUGGGGUUUUUUUUACACAUUCUAGCUGUAUGUAAUAUCCUCCAAUAUUCUCUAGGGUUGAAAUUUGCAAGUAUUUCAAUGAGUGCCCUAUUAAGGGUUAAAGUAGUGAAUCUGGGAGAAAAAAGUAGCUAUUUUCCCCCUUUUUUCUCGUAAAUUUGCAACUUUUUUCUUGAAAUAUUACCUGAAGUUACCAAAUAUAGUUCUUUGCCUGAUAAAGGGUUAAAUGUAAUUUUUAACUCUGUGAGCGAUGUUAAUGGGAAUGCUUCCACCUCCAUGGUAUUAUUGAGGCAGAAAUCUUAGACAUGACUAUCUAAAAAAUCUGGGCAACAAAUAUCAGCUUGUCUAGACACAACUAGAGGCAAGCAAGCCACUGUUUGGUUGUUAUUUUGGAGAAUGCACCCUUUAAAUAUCUCCAACAGUAGAGAGCACAGCCUUAAACUUUACUUUACUGUUAAAUGCAUCAAAAUAACAGCAUUUAGUCCCACACUGGACUCAUCGUAAUGCAAAGCAGCACAAUUAUGACCCCACACAACAUGACAUACAGUAUAAUAGUCAAUUUGCACUAAUGGUUCUUAUAUGUUAUACAGUUUGUAACAAUAAAGCAAUUUUCAUGUUACUCAAGUCUAAUAUUGGUGUUAUUUUUAAGGCAACUACAGGUGAUACCAUGAGAAAUUCCAGUUGAUUAUGUUGAUUAAGACAACUAUUUUUGGGAUAACAGGUUUAAUAAAAUGUAAUGCUUACAUAUGCAUAUUAGGCAUUUUAAAAAGUGCCAAUUUGCAUAAAUUCCAGGAAGAGAAAUCUGAAUGUUGGAUAUUGCCAGAUUCAAAAUUCUUAUUUAACUUUGUUGAUAUUAGAAUCAAAAGACACUAAGACUUUAUGGAGGGAGUUAACUCUUUUUUUUAACCACUCCAUCAAUCAGAAAAAAACAGCCAAAUACAUUUUUGCCAUUUUUUUUAAAUUAUCAAACAUAUUUCUGAUUUAAUUUUUAUCAUAUUAUUGUAUUUUUAAAAUAUGUUUUUAUUAUUUUAAAAAUCAAGCCCUCAGUAAAAACCCUUCGGAAUAUAAAUAAGAAUAAAACUGUAAAGUUUGGUUUGUAAAUGCUACUAAAAUUGAGACUUCUGGCUCAGUUUGAGAAAAAACAUUUUUUUU
Messenger RNA from Centropristis striata (black sea bass), 2576 nucleotides. RefSeq names its product fatty acid-binding protein, intestinal-like. Gene Ontology annotation, molecular function: fatty acid binding. The coding region runs from base 106 to 504 and encodes 132 amino acids. Gene Ontology annotation, cellular component: nucleus; cytosol. Gene Ontology annotation, biological process: fatty acid transport. The record is from RefSeq and is a predicted model, not a curated record. Lineage: Eukaryota; Metazoa; Chordata; Actinopteri; Perciformes; Serranidae. The transcript has 4 exons.